Messenger RNA from Tachysurus vachellii, 2449 nucleotides. RefSeq lists its product as uncharacterized. Lineage: Eukaryota; Metazoa; Chordata; Actinopteri; Siluriformes; Bagridae. The record is from RefSeq and is a predicted model, not a curated record. The transcript has 19 exons. Bases 118 to 1833 code for a protein of 571 amino acids.
AAAAAUACUGCAUUUUAAAGCACCGACAUGUAUCCAUAUUUAUUUUGUGUUGGUGUUCUAUAGGUUCUCCAAUUUCCACCCACCUCUUGAAAGCAUGCCAGUAUAAAAUGCUGUGAGAUGGAGGCUGCUGAGGAGGAAGUGUGUCAGUGCAGUGGCAUGGAGGAGAAGAGUGAGAAGAGACAAACAUCUCCGGUGUGUUACAGCAGAGAGCGGAAGCAGCGGUCGUGGAAGAGGAGCUUUAUUUAUCUGCAGUGCUAUUUUCUAACUGUUGCGACUAUUCUGGGAACCGGAAUUUUAGGGCUGCCAGUGACGAUUGCUCGCGCAGGACUGAUUCCCUUCUUGGUCUCGUUCCUCAUUGGUUUUUUAAUGCAGGCUUUGCUCAUCUACCUCUUUGUGGAUUUGCUCCAGCGAUGUCGAGUCAUUCAGAUGGAGUCAGUAAAGUCUCUAGAGACAGAAGGGAUAUUAAUGCAGAAUGUGAGCCCGGUGGAAUCCCCUGUUCUUGACAGCGAGGAGGUGGAAGAGAGUGAAGAUGUAGAAGAUGCAGAUGCAGGCCUGCUACAGAAAGACAACACGAUCCUGAAGCUCCAGGAGGAACUUCAUCCAAACCUGCAUGUGCUUGGUGUACUUUUCCUGAGCAAACGCAGCAGCCAGGCCUUCACCUUGAUCCUACUUUUUCAUUUCGUAUCUAUUGGAAUCAGUUAUGUUUUGGCAGGUAGUGAAGCAUAUGCUUCACUUUUUCAUACAAGUCACAUCUACGUUAUCCCUGUGUUUACGUGGACGCUCUCUUUGGGUAUUCUUCUGGCGCAGGUCAUCAUCCAGCCAAUCACGUCUCUGCUCACUCUCCUUAAAGGCAUCCUGCUGAUUAUCACUGUGGCGGUGACAUUUGUUGUGGGUUCAGAGGUUCACCAGGAGACCAAGAAUGACUUCACCCAAAUCGGAAAACCUUUCCUUAUGGGAACCGUUGCUCUCGGUGGAAUUGUCAACGUGAUGCCAUUUUUAUUUUCUGAGAUUUACCACAACAAAACACAGGUCUUGUGGUUCAGAAGAGCUCUACUGGGAGGACUUACUACAUGUACAAUCCUAAAUAUAUUAUGGUGUUGGGCAGUGGUAGACAUCGUUCCCCAGAUGGCUGUCAAGCCUGUCCUGGAGGAGAAACUCUUAAAUACCAGCUUGGUCCGGAUGGAGACCACUCGACCGGCACACACAUUUAUCUACUCCAACAUCUCCCUGGAGGAGUCUGAAAAGGCUGGAGAGAUUGCGACAAUACCUCUAACAAAGAUCAUAAAUCAGAGGUACACGCACUUCUCGUGGGUGGCAGAGCUGAUCCAGAUCUUCAUCACCAUCAGCAUAACCGUGUCAUUCCUUGUGAUGGGAUCAGCAAUGAAGCAUACAAUCGACGGCUUGGUAAACAGACAGUGGGAGAUGAACGCCGGAUUGAUGCUGAGAACCCAGCCACGGACUUUACCUGAAAUCUUUAACACCCUCAGAAUGAGAAGCGUUUCAGGUGGCUUCUUGUCUUUUUUGGUGUUUGGGAUCAUUUUUGUUGUGUCUAUAUGUGAUCCAAAGGGUUUUGUCGUUAUGCUCGACAAGGUCGUCUCUUUCUCCUUAAACACUGAAGUAGGCUUGUUCAUCUUCCUGAUGCUGAGGGCCUCCAGAUCAGUGAGUUUUAAACAUAUGACGGUUCCCCUGCCAGUGGGUGAAAGCCUCUUCAGGCUCCACUGGCUCCUGCCAGUCUACUUCCUCUUUGCUGUGGCAUACGAUCUCAGCCUGUGCGUGCUGGACAUAUCAAAGAACAUGUACCAUUCCUCACAGACCAACAGGUCUCUCGUGUAAAAGCCUAGGGCUGAAGAGCUGUAAAAUUUAGUCCAGAGACAACAGCAGCCUUCUGGCUGAGUGUAUUGAGAUGUCUGGCCUUCAGCCGGUCAGAGUCUUCAGGGAUGAACGUCUUCGGAUAUAAUUACUUGCUACAACCAACCAAACUCACCCACAGCUUAAAGGAAAAGCUCAGCACAACUUUAAAUGUAGCCUGUAUUACAGUUUUCAAAUGUGAUGAAUACUGGCAGUGGAUCUUAAAGUGAAGAGUAACCAGGGAUCUGUGAUUUUUUUUUUUUUGUGUUAUAUAUUAGUUACAGUUAUGACCUUUGUAAAAGCUAUAUGUAUAAAUCAGUAUUUGGUCCGUAUAAUUGAACUAUUGGCUACCAAUAACUUACAAAAAACUCAAAUAACUUGGACCUAAUCAUCAUUUGCAAUUCAGAAAUUCAGAAAUAAAAAGGCUUUAAUACAUAGCCAACUUGAGAAGCUGAAUUAUGUUGAUGAGAAUCUGGAAGUUAUUUAAUAGUGAAAGACAUCUCUGGCAAAAACUUUAAGAACCCCUGCAUUUAUCCAAGCACUGAUUCAAUAUGACUAAUGCAUGCUGUAUUUGAAUAUAUAAGAUGAAUGCAAUACACAA